AUGGAAAGUCACGUUAUUGACCGGUUUCGAGGUCUGGACAUGAAUCAUGGUUUCAUCAAGUCGAUCGUCAAAAAUCAAAUUGAUAGGGAUGAGUACCACAAGGUGAUGGAAGAAAGGAAAGUCGAAACACAACGAAAAUUCCGUGAAAGUAAAAGAAGGAAACCUAUCCCCGCUGCAGAAUAUAGACUUUACGUUCCACCUCACCUUCGAGGAAAGGAUGAAACUCCUGCUAGGAAUCAUGUGUCAGAUCGGAGAAACCCCUGUCCAGCAAUAGUGAGUGAGGUUGAGGAGAACACUCUCAGAGAGAAGGUUCGAAGUCGAAUACAAGCUCGACCAGGAGAGGCACAUACAUUCAGUCCUACCGGCCAAGAUUCCGCGCGUUCCUCUGCACCUCGACCCAUAUUUUUGCUUAAUUUGAAAAAGAAUACCGGAGAUUCUGUUGAUGUCGCAGUAAUGAAUACUGACAACGCCGCACGCUUAGCGAAAGAGUUGGGAAGGAAACACGGUUUUACGGAUGAUCAAUGCCGAAUGUUAAGACUCACUCUCGAGAGAGAGUUCGAAGCGAGGCUACCUUCUUACUCGCAAUUCGACGCUUGGACGUGGUUCGCACCGCCCAACCGCUCAAUUUACUGCAUCGAUUACUGCGAACUCUGGAUUAUUUCUCAUCUGUCAUCUCAUGCUACACCUCCGGGCUUCAAAUCGACCUCAUGCUUUGUUUGUGGUCUCUGA
Cooperia oncophora is the source of this 729-nucleotide messenger RNA. NCBI's taxonomy places the organism in Eukaryota, Metazoa, Nematoda, Chromadorea, Rhabditida, Trichostrongylidae. The record is from the annotation of a GenBank genome assembly.